Molecule: messenger RNA, 930 nt
Organism: Acanthoscelides obtectus
Lineage: Eukaryota; Metazoa; Arthropoda; Insecta; Coleoptera; Chrysomelidae
Source: the annotation of a GenBank genome assembly
AUGAAUAAAGCAAAUGUUGUACGACUUGGCGAUGACGGUUAUGGUAUUAAGCCAUGCCUUACGACUCCCUUCAGAAAUCCUACUCCAGGUGCAGAAAUAAAUUAUAAUAAGCUUUUAAAACAAGAAAGAGUUAUAAUUGAACGCUGUUUCGACCAACUGAAACGCCGGUUUCCUAUCCAACAUGUACUCCAUAAUGUUGCGAAGAGCUUGGGCGAUCCUGACUUUGAGUUAGUUGAACUAGAAGCAGAUGAAGAUGAAGGAAAUCAUGAGAAUGACGAACUUCCUCUCCACCAACUAGGAUUUGAUCAGUAUCGAUUUCCUAACAAGGAAAGAGAAACAAUCCCUGGUGAAGGAGGUAUCAUCCUUCUGACCAGCGUGAUAGACAGCUUUAGGGAUGACGAAGAAGAAGAGAUCCUGCGAUCUUUAGAGUGUCCGCCUAGUCCAUGUGACGUCUCGUUCAUCAACGAUAACAUCCUCAUCGACGGUUCUAAAACUUAUAAGGUUCCUAGUGCGACUAAAAGCGUUGAAUAUUAUUAUAUAGAUGGAAACAUAGGAGUUUGCACUUGUCAUGAUGGUAAAUUAGGAAAAUUUUGCAAGCAUCAGGCUGCAAUAUACUUUUACUUUGAGGAAACUGUCAUCAACGCACCUACGGUAACGCCAGAAUCUCGUUACGAAAUGGCCAAACUAGCAUUUGGUGAGAAGUUAAAGAUCUCGUUUGUUGAUGGCCCGGAGAUCUACGAGUAUCCUUCUGAAACGUCAUUAUUAGUAGAAGAAUCGAUAGUAUCGCCGGUUGGUCGCUCUGGUAGUGUUCCUAGUUUAAGUGUUCAUAAGUAUUUUAUCAACUGCCCGAAAAUACCAAAACGUUCAUCUGCAUUGGAUAAAAAUAUUGCUUGGAUUAAAAUCAAAUGGAGAUGUGUUGGUAACCUGUAG